GUCACAUGAGCAUGUCAUCAACGUGUUGUUCUUCCUGGAUAGCUAAGGACUGUGAGUGGAUGGAGCUUUCAAUGAUACUUUGUAUGAAUUAAGAGAGUAGUCUCCAAUGGAGCAAGAGAGCAGAGAAGAGGAACAGGCCUCAACCUCGCAAAAUAACCCUCCACAGAUCGGCAGCCACAGAGAAUUAAUUGCUCCGGAGGACCUAGUCUUUGUGGAUAAGCAGGCUGUUGAGAAGUUAAGUGAUGGACUGAUCUCUCAUUACUUACCCGACCUACAGAACUCGAAGCGGGCCCUUCAGGAAUUGACACAAAAUCAGGGUAUACUGCUUGAUACACUGGAGCAAGAAAUAACUAAAUUCAGAGAGUGCAAUUCACUGCUUGAUAUAAAUUCACUGUUUACAGAGGCCAAGGUGUAUCAUACUAAACUGGUAAACAUACGGAAAGAAAUGAUAAUGCUUCAUGAAAAAACAACAAAACUGAAGAAAAGGGCUUUAAAACUUCAACAGCAAAGACAAAAAGAAGCCCUGGAAAAAGAGCAGCAACGAGAGAAGGAGCUUGAAAGAGAGAGGCAGCUUAUCGCAAAACCAGCCAAAAGGACAUAGGCCCACCCUGUGGCAGCUGUGGUAACACUGUCAUCCAUAUUGGUGGUACACAUCCCAACAGACUGCCAAGGAACUGCCUGUAGUGUCAAAACUGGUGAUGUGAUUACACUUAGCAACGUGGGAAGAAGAGCACCACCAUUGUCCUAACUUGAGAGUGUUCUUAUAUACAAGCCUAAAACCAGUGUUUUGGUGACUGACUGGGUGGGGUGUUAAAAUGUAUGGAAAUUUCCUUCAUGAUGUCUUACUUUUCUUUCAUUGUGAACAUCUGAAGUGAGAUGUCACUGCACCCUAAUGAAACUGUAGCCUUAGAAGUCCUUUUCAUUUUUCAUUAACAAAAAGUAUAAAAGUUCUGUUUACGAAACCAAGGUAAGUGCCAUAGAUGUGAUAUUUUAGCAUUUUCUACAGUGCCAGAUAUGAAGCACAUUGUAAUAUCAGUUAUUUGUUGAUGGUAUUUCUUUUCACUCACAUGUUCCUUUAACUUCUUUUAAAAUAUUGACCUCAAUGAUCUGUGGUUGAAGCUUAGAACAGCCAAGUCCUUGAAUGAAUCUCUAAUUACCACCAGAACCAGUGGUAUUUUAACACCUGUGGUUUUAUUUCAACCCAUGUUAUAGCAAAAGAUCACUGGCACUUCAGCACAAGAUACUUUUCAAUGGAAAGUAUUUGAAGAAACUGAGAAACUGUUUAAAAUUAUUCCAGGGUUACCCUUUGUUGUACAAAUGUUACGAUUUAUGUCCAGAAUGUACUAAUUGUAUGAUCUGUUAUCGAGAAUUUUAGUGGGUCCCAUAUUUUAUGAUUGAAUAG
Molecule: messenger RNA, 1402 nt
Organism: Megalops cyprinoides (Indo-Pacific tarpon)
Lineage: Eukaryota; Metazoa; Chordata; Actinopteri; Elopiformes; Megalopidae
Gene: bloc1s6
Product: biogenesis of lysosomal organelles complex-1, subunit 6, pallidin
Exons: 6
Coding region: 107-601 (164 amino acids)
Biological process (GO): intracellular transport
Cellular component (GO): transport vesicle; extrinsic component of membrane; BLOC-1 complex
Source: RefSeq, a predicted model, not a curated record